Asterias rubens (European starfish) is the source of this 932-nucleotide messenger RNA. RefSeq names its product protein lifeguard 1-like. The coding region runs from base 149 to 856 and encodes 235 amino acids. Gene Ontology annotation, cellular component: membrane. The transcript is spliced from 10 exons. Lineage: Eukaryota; Metazoa; Echinodermata; Asteroidea; Forcipulatida; Asteriidae. The record is from RefSeq and is a predicted model, not a curated record.
AUUGCAACAAGUGGCCGGGCGCGGACGUGGUGUGUGCACAGAGCUAGCCAGCAAAUCUGACAAAAUACAACACUCGACAAUCGAGCUAUAAACGAGUAGCUUCUUUUGAUCCCUAUUUGGUGAAGUGUAGGGUACACCAUCAAUCAUAAUGUUAUCCGAUGACACUGAAAAUUUGGGGAAUGACUUUGAGUUUGCGGAGCAAGAUGUCAGACAUGGCUUCAUUAAAAAGGUGUAUGCCAUUUUGACAGCACAGCUGGCGUUGACAAUAGCCAUUAUAAUCCCCUUUGUCUAUGUAGAUGAGGUUAAAGAAUACAUGUAUCGGAAUUCAUGGCCAUUUUGGGUUGCAUUUGCGAUGACCAUUAUCUUAAUCAUCGCUCUGUCCUGCUUCACUAACCUCAGGAGGAGUUUUCCAAUAAACUUCAUCUGUCUUUUCUUGUUUACUGUUUUUGAGGGUGUGCUACUUGGCAUUGCAUGUGGUCGUUACCAAACCAACACAAUUCUCAUCGCAGCUGGAAUCACAGCCAUUAUAGUCCUUGCCUUGACAGUCUUUGCCUUCCAAACCAAGAUUGAUUUCACCAUGCUGUCCGGUUUGCUGUUUGCGCUUCUGGUUGGACUAAUGAUCUUUGGAAUAUUCGCCAUCAUCUUCCGUAGUAGGGUCCUUGAUAUUGUGUAUGCUUCAGUUGGUGCAGUCAUAUUUGCAAUGUACAUUGUCUUUGACACCCAGCUGCUCCUCGGAGGUAAACACAAGUACAGCAUUUCACCCGAAGAAUACAUCUUUGCGUCUCUCAACCUGUACAUCGAUAUCGUCCAGAUGUUCAUGUUGAUGCUCUCGCUGGUCAACUCUGCAAGAGGUUAGCUCCAGGGGCCAAUUUCAUAGAGCUGCUAAAUUUGCUUAAGCACGAAAAUAGCUUGCUUAUUUUACACAUGUUGCU